Messenger RNA from Cavia porcellus (domestic guinea pig), 4194 nucleotides. It is a transcript of the gene Papolb, whose product is annotated as poly(A) polymerase beta. Gene Ontology annotation, molecular function: RNA binding; poly(A) RNA polymerase activity. The record is from RefSeq and is a predicted model, not a curated record. Lineage: Eukaryota; Metazoa; Chordata; Mammalia; Rodentia; Caviidae. Gene Ontology annotation, cellular component: nucleus.
GUGGCAGGCUGGCCAGCGCUUGAGGCGUCGGCGCGCAGCGCGGGGCCGCGGGAGCCCGGCCCCACCCCCGCCCACCGGGCAUGAGCCGGGCGGCGGCUGCCGGGGUCCGCCCGCGCUAGGGAGGAUGCCGUUGGCGGCGGCCACCCCGGGAGCCCUGCCGCAGGAGCGCCUCGGCCUCUCGGCGGCCAUCAGCCUGGCCGCCCCCAGGGACGCCGACCGCGAACUCACCCAGAGGCUGAUCGAGACCCUGCAGCCUUUCGGGGUGUUCGAAGAGGAAGAGGAGCUACAGCGCAGGACAUUAAUUUUGGAAAAGUUAAACAACCUGGUUAAGGAAUGGAUUCGAGAAAUCAGCCAAAGCAAGAAUCUUCCCCAAGCUGUCGUUGAAAAUGUUGGGGGAAAACUUUUCACGUUCGGCUCUUACAGACUAGGAGUCCACACGAAAGGGGCCGAUAUAGAUGCGCUGUGUGUUGCCCCGAGACAUGUUGAUCGGAGCGACUUUUUCACCUCGUUCUAUGAGAAACUGAAACUACAAGAAGAAGUCAAAGAUUUAAGGGCUGUUGAGGAGGCAUUUGUACCAGUUAUCAAACUCUGCUUUGCUGGGAUAGAGAUUGAUAUUUUAUUUGCAAGGUUAGCAUUGCAGACUAUUCCAGAAGAUUUGGACCUAAGAGAUGACAGUUUGCUUAAAAAUUUAGAUAUUAGAUGUAUAAGAAGCCUUAACGGUUGCCGGGUAACUGAUGAAAUUUUACAUUUGGUACCAAACAUUGACAACUUCAGGUUAACUCUGAGAGCCAUCAAAUUGUGGGCCAAAUGCCACAAUAUUUAUUCUAAUAUAUUAGGUUUCCUCGGAGGUGUUUCCUGGGCUAUGCUAGUAGCAAGAACUUGCCAGCUUUAUCCAAAUGCAGUAGCAUCAACUCUUGUACGUAAAUUUUUCUUGGUGUUUUCUGAAUGGGAAUGGCCAAAUCCAGUGUUACUGAAAGAGCCUGAAGAACGGACUCUUAAUUUGCCUGUGUGGGACCCCAGGGUAAAUCCCAGCGAUCGAUACCAUCUUAUGCCUAUAAUUACACCGGCAUACCCACAGCAGAAUUCCACAUAUAAUGUGUCUGUUUCAACCAGGAUGGUAAUGAUUGAGGAGUUUAAGCAAGGGCUUGCCAUCACGCAUGAAAUUUUGCUGAAUAAAGCAGAGUGGUCCAAAUUGUUUGAAGCGCCAAGCUUCUUUAAAAAGUACAAGCAUUAUAUUGUACUUUUAGCGAGUGCACCAACAGAAAAACAACAUCUAGAAUGGGUGGGCUUGGUGGAAUCAAAGAUCCGAAUCUUGGUUGGGAGCUUGGAGAAAAAUGAAUUUAUUACACUGGCACAUGUGAAUCCCCAGUCAUUUCCAGCACCCAAAGAAAAUCCUGACAAGGAAGAAUUUAGCACAAUGUGGGUGAUUGGGUUAGUGUUAAAAAAGCCGGAAAACUCCGAAAUUCUCAAUCUUGAUCUCACCUAUGAUAUUCAGUCUUUUACAGAUACAGUUUAUAGGCAAGCAAUACAUAGUAAGAUGUUUGAGGUGGACAUGAAAAUUGCUGCAAUGCAUUUAAGAAAAAAGGAACUUCAUCAACUACUUCCUGAUCAUGUUCUUCAGAAAAAGAAAACACACUCAGCAGAAGAUGUAAGAUUGACAGCUGUGGAUGACAGCAGUCUCUGUUUGUCUGUAGACAGUGAAAAUGUCUUAUCAGUGACUUCACCUACUGGCCCUCAGGACAGAAACAGCCCUGCCCUGGCUGUAAUGGCAGCAUCUGUGACCAAUAUGCAAGCUCCUGAAGUUUCUUUGCAACAAAUGAAUCCCAGUGAAAGCUCAGGGGUUGCACUGAGUGAAAACAUCCCUCAAAUUCCUUCACAGCCUACGAUUUCUCCACCACCAAAGCCCACAGUCACCAGAGUUGUUCCUUCAACACAUCUGGUAAACCAUCCUCCUGACCUUCAGGAAAUGCAACAACAAACAUACCUAAUCCUAUAGUAGGGGUCUAGAGGACAUCUCACCUGAUAAAGAAGAAAGUGCCAAGAAAACCAAAGCUGAAAAGGGAACAAGCAGACAGAUAAGCACAGCUCAGUUAGAAAUUGUUUAGACAGCAGCUUUUCUGCUGGCUUCCCAGGAAACAUCCAGCACAGAUAGACCCAGGAUCCCUGUUCUCCCUGCAGAUUCUAUUCUUGCUACCAAGAAUUCAGUGAAACAGAUUGAAUGAAUAGAAACAACCCCCAAAGGCCCACAAACAAUAUCUGCCAACUCAGCCUGUUGUUUUUGGAUGCUGUAGAGGGAGUGUGAGGAUACCACACUAGAUAAAGACUCAAAAUAGAUUUAUGUUCAUUUAGUAACUUCCUUUACUGGCCAGAUCUUGACCAGAAGUCCAGAUUAAUGUAUAAAGCUACAAGUACUAUUAUUAAUGCCUCAGAUUAUUAAUGUGUCAGCAACAGUCACAUUAACUAUUUCAAAGGACUACUCUUGUAAAAAAAAAAAAAAAAAACUCUUUAGCUAUAUUUAUGGCCAUGACUGACAUCUGGACUGAAUUUAUGUUUGAUGAAUUGUUGGGAAAAUUUACAAUACAAACUAGUAUCAGAAUUCCUUAUACUAAUGAUGUACUUUUAUGUAUUUUUAAAGUUAGGAACUAGAACUAAUUUUGGACUUUAACUUGGUGAAUUUUAGUUUAGUUUUUUUUCCCCUGGAGUGGUUUCUUCACUAUUAAAAUUAGAGACUAUUGGGCAGUGGUGUAAUGUACGUCAGAGAAAGCACAAAAGUAACUUUAGUACAGUCAUGCUGAGAUAGCUGCAAUGCUUUAAAAUGAGAUGUCAACCCUUAGGAUAAGUAUUUGACAUCAAAACAGUAAUUGCUAUGUCUUUGGUUUUGAUGGAACAUGAUCAAGAAAUAACACAUGGGUUUUAUCUACAUAUUAUUUUAGACAGUGUAUAAUCAGCGACCCAACAUUGUCUUUGAGCUUACAAAGCUCCAUAGUCUUGUCUUCAAUCAUUUCAUCCUAAAACGAAGAGCUUUCUGCCUCUACCCUCUUUUGUUUGCUGUGUGUGCAAGGUAUGCGUGUAUGUUGUUUUCUUAAAAAAAGAAAAAAACCCAGGGUACUGGUAUUUUCUAAACCAUGAUGUGAAAUCAAUAUUCUUGUGGCCACAUAGCACAAAACAAAUUUAGAUUCUAUGACUAACAUUUUAGUAAAACUUUACUAAACAUAAUGCCUGUGAAAUACGUUGCUGUUUGGCGAUUGCCAUUUGAUCACUAUAUGUGAGAAGUUUUAUAAAUCCCACAGGAUUCUUGCUUUAUCAGAAAGCUGAUUUCCAAUUUUAAAUGUGGGCAAAAAAAAUUGUCUGCACAAGUCUUAAACCAGUUUUUAAUGCCUUAGCAGAAUUCAUUAGACUAUCUGACUCAUAAAAAUGAUUUCUAGAAAAUUCUUGACAUCGAGUCAGCUUUUUAUGGUUUUGUUUCGUUCUAUCACAGAUUAGGAAUACUUUUCUUUAAAAAACGAUCCCUCAUAAUAAAGCAGCAGAACAUCCAUGUGUAGGAACCAUGCGGGACAGCAGAUGUCUACCUAGAUGAAACAGUGUUAAUGUGGACGCAGCAACUGAACAGCCUUCCAGGCAGCCUGGCUCUGUCUCCCCACACUUGUGACCUUUCUACCACAUGGGCAUUUUUUUUUCAUGUGAAGCAGCAAUUACUUUUUCCUGUCCUCGAUUCAUUUUCUAAAGUUGAAACAUAGUCUUUUUUUACUUCUAAGCUAUGCAGUAAUUGAGAUGUUCUGUUGCUAGUAUGUACCAUUUCUGUUUCUCACAUUUUUGCCCUGUGCAGUCACCUAACCCUUCCACCACAAUAAAUCAGGUGAAACAUGCACAGCAUCUGUAUUUUGAGUAGCUCUGUUUGGUUGAAUUUGCCAGGCACAAAUUUAGUUUUGUCAAUUUGUUUAUACAUUGGAAAAAAUUGUUUUAACUGUUUAAUGUAACUGUACUUGUUUUACCAAGCUGGAAACUUGGGACUUUUUAAUUCUAGUUAUUAUUACUUGAAUAUCAGAUUAUUUUUUCAUGUGAAGUAUGUAAUGUCUCAUGACUGGAGUUUGCUUUGUUAUGUAGUAUCUGUACUCCUGUAUUUUCAAGCACUAUUUUGAAAACAGAUAAUGUAUUUCUCCAUUACAAACACAAUAAAAAAAUAAAUGACAAAUG